AUGACAGUCCAGUCUUCAAAGACAGUGCUGUCCCUGGACUCUGAGGCGGUGUUCUCACUCAAAGAUGGCAUCAACUUUAAGAAGAGCCCAGAUGAUGGCAAGUGCUACAUCAUAUACAAAGAAAAUGGAGAGCUGAAGGCCUGCAAGAACCAAUGCAAACACCAAGGAGGCCUGUUCAUCAAAGACAUAGAGGACUUAGAUGGAAGGACGGUCCGAUGUACAAAACACUACUGGAAGCUGAACGUCUCAACUAUGCAGUAUGUGAACCCUCCUGACAGCUUCACACAGGAUGAGCUAGACGUCGUGAUGACAGACGAGGGUGGUCUUCAGCUCGUGGAGGUGAUCGUCUGGGACCCCUGGUUGGCAGACCCCCAGGAUCCACAGGAACUGCAGGAGGGAGAGGUGACUGUGACCUACCUUACCCAUGCAUGUAUGGAGCUCCAGCUAGGGGGGAAGAAGAUGAUAUUCGACCCCUGGCUGACGGGUCCGGCCUUCGCCAGGGGCUGGUGGCUGCUCCAUGAGCCCCCUGCUGACUCCAUGGAGAGGCUGUGCAUGGCCGACCUCAUCUACAUCAGCCACAUGCACUCCGACCACCUCAGCUACCCAACCUUACAAUCCCUCUCUGUGACGAGACCCGAUGUUCCUAUUUAUGUUGGCGACACAUCAAGGCCAGUGUUCUGGAUGCUGGAGAAAAGGCAGGUGCAGCUGACAAAUAUCAACGUCGUUCCCUUUGGCAUUUGGCAAAACAUUGAUGAGCACCUCAGAUUCAUGAUUCUGAAGGAUGAAGUGCACCCUGAAAUGGACACCUGUAUCAUUGUUGAAUAUAAAGGUCAUAUGAUCCUCAACACGGUGGACUGCACCAGGCCAAACUACGGCCGACUGCCCCACAAUGUAGACCUGAUGAUGAGUGACUUUGCUGGGGGGGCGUCUGGCUUCCCCAUGACCUUCAGUGGAGGAAAAUACACAGAGAGCUGGAAAGCUGAUUUCAUCAAGAAUGAAAGGAAGAAGCUCAUGAACUACAAGGCCCAGCUGGUAAAAUCCUUGCAGCCCAAGAUCUACUGCCCGUUUGCCGGUUACUUUGUCGAAGCACAUCCCUCAGACAGGUACAUUAAGGAAACUAACACGAAAAACAAAGCGGAGGAGCUCAAUGCCCUGAUAAAGAAGAGCGCUCCAGGCAUAACAACAUGGACACCCAAGCCAGGCGCUGUGCUCGAUCUGGCACUGGCUCUGAUGAGCCCCAGCCGGAAAGCCAUCACCGACCCUCCAUCCGGGACAAACAUCUAUAAGGACAGUUGGGACUUUGAUUUGUACGUGGAUGAACUGAACAGGGCCAUCACCGCUGAGAUAUUUAAACAUAAAAGCUGGAUCCAAUUUUAUUACAUCUGGGCAGGGUUUAAAAACUACAAUCUAGUUGUCCGGGUCAUAGAGACGGAUGAGGACUUCAUUCCAAUAGACAAUGGCUACAACUAUCUGGUGGACUUCAUGGAUCUGUCCUUCCCUACUCAGAGGCCCACUAGAGAGCACCCUUAUGAGGAGAUCAAGAACAGGAUCGGAGUCAUGAGGCACGUGGUGAAGAAUGGCCUUCUUUGGGACGACCUGUAUAUCGGCUUCCAGAACCGUCUGAGCAGAGAGCCAGACGUCUACCACCACCGGUUCUGGAACCACUUCCAGACAGAGUUGCCAGUCGCUGGGCCGGACUGGGACUUGUUCCUGCAGCAGGUGUCAUCAUACCAGAGGUCUGCUGAACCCCAGGGAAUCCAAACAGAAAGUGUCUCUGCUUCUACAUUGUCUUAGAAAAAGCAGACUGUACUGUCUCAUGAGAACCAAGCUUUGUGCCUGUAUCUAUUAAUGAAUAGUAAUGAAUAAGAGGUGCUCUCCCUGUAGGCACCACCAACCUCCCUGUGCUCCUGAAACAGGGAAAAAGGGACGUGGCUGACAAUAUUUAAUUUCUGAAUUGGUUCAUUUAGGGUUCAUUUUCAAAUUGUUUUUUUCAUGUAAUGGUGAAAUCUGUUAGCAUAGCGUCUUGUUGCUUGGCAGGUCUGUAUGUAGGGGACUAGUACCAAAAAGUAGGAAAAUAUGCACUCACUACUAUGUCGCUCUGGAUAAGAGCGUCUGCUAA
Molecule: messenger RNA, 2119 nt
Organism: Oncorhynchus masou masou (cherry salmon)
Lineage: Eukaryota; Metazoa; Chordata; Actinopteri; Salmoniformes; Salmonidae
Gene: cmah
Product: cytidine monophospho-N-acetylneuraminic acid hydroxylase
Exons: 14
Coding region: 1-1794 (597 amino acids)
Biological process (GO): CMP-N-acetylneuraminate metabolic process
Cellular component (GO): cytoplasm
Molecular function (GO): CMP-N-acetylneuraminate monooxygenase activity; 2 iron, 2 sulfur cluster binding
Source: RefSeq, a predicted model, not a curated record